Molecule: messenger RNA, 1344 nt
Organism: Penicillium arizonense
Lineage: Eukaryota; Fungi; Ascomycota; Eurotiomycetes; Eurotiales; Aspergillaceae
Gene: scw4
Product: putative cell wall glucanase (Scw4)
Exons: 3
Coding region: 1-1344 (447 amino acids)
Biological process (GO): cell wall organization
Cellular component (GO): fungal-type cell wall; cell surface; extracellular region
Molecular function (GO): glucan endo-1,3-beta-D-glucosidase activity; 1,3-beta-glucanosyltransferase activity
Source: RefSeq, a predicted model, not a curated record
AUGAAGCGCCUAUGCCUUACUCGGGCAUUUGUUGGGCUGGUUCUUGCUUGGGGUGUUUGUGCCGAUGUCCAGGAUCACCAAUUAUGUCAAGGCGAUCUCGCUCCUUCAACCUCUGUUAGAGAGGUCGUUGUCUGGGUUAAUGAAGAUGGUGUUCCUAUUACUCCGGACAGCAAGCAUGUUCAGGCUUCGAUAGCAUCAGAGCAUGGAAAUCCUGCGCAGACUCAGUCUUCAGUAUCACUUCCUGAUACAGAUGUCUCGCGCUUGGCAUCGACAUCGACUGCUUCUAGGAAGGAUAAUGAUAUGAAUGAUCGUUCUGUUGAUGCUCCUCCGAAGGGCCAACAUCCUGCUCCUCCACCAGCAGCAGCACCAGCAGCAGCAGCAGCACCUCCUCCUCCUCCGCCGCCACCACCCCCUGCUGCUGCUCCUCCCCCUCCAGCUGGUCCACCCGCUCCUCCACACCCUCAUUACCAUCCUCACCCACCACCACACCCACACGGCCACCCAAAACCGCACCAACCCCCCCAUUUACCCCCAAACCAAAACGAAGCCGGCGGCUUCGGAAUCUCCUACUCCCCUUACAGAGCCGACCGCACCUGCAAAAACCAAGAAGAAGUAAACAAAGACUUAAACGGCCUAUCACGCUACAGCUUCGUCCGAAUCUACGGCACAGACUGCGACCAAACAAAAACCGUCUCGCACGCCGCACACCAGUACAACAUGCGCGUCUUCGCAGGGAUCUACGACCUAACCGAUUUCCCAAACAGCCUAUCAGCCUUCCGCGAAGCAGCCCCAACAGGACCAGACGGCAAGAAAGACUGGUCAACCUUCCACACCAUCGCAAUCGGCAACGAACUAGUAAACGGCGGCACGAACAACCCAGCCGAGGUAGUCCGCGCAGUGAACCAAGCACGCUCGAUCCUCCGCUCACAGGGAUACGAGGGCCCGGUGGUAACAGUCGAUACGUUCUCCGUCUUACUCGACCACCCGGAAUUAUGCGACGCGAGUGAUUACUGCGCGGCGAAUUGUCAUGCUUUCUUUGAUGCGAGUCAGAGUCCUGGUGGGGCCGGUGCGUAUGUUCUUGAACAGGCGCGUAGUAUCUCUGCUGCGGCGAAUGGGAAACAUACUAUGAUUACUGAGUCUGGGUGGCCGCAUGCUGGGGAUGCGAAUGGGGGUGCUGUUCCUUCGGUUGAGAAUCAGAGGGUUGCUAUUGAGAGUCUGCGGAGGAGUUUUGGGCAUCGGAAGGAUGAUUUGGUGCUUUUUACUGCUUUUGAUGAUCUUUGGAAGGAUGAUAAUAGUUUCACUUUCAAUGCUGAGAAGUUUUGGGGGAUUAACGGUGGUCUUUAG